AUCACAGUUGAAAUGUGGAUUUGCUGUCAUAUCCAAGGAUAUCGAGUGUGGUACUGACGCUUCAUACCCCAAUGACAAGAGUGUGAUCCCCUUGAAACAAUGUAAGAAGGACGUGCACUCCCAUUUGAUGCGUUGGAUGUCCUCCAGGAAAGCCAGUCAAGUCAAAAGUGAAUGGGAGCUCAUAGCACUUCGUGCUGGCGUGUUUGAUAUGAGUUCUCCAGUUCUGGACACCACAAUAUGCCCGAACCACCGAUACAAGUUGAGUUUAUCAUGGAAUCAGCAAAGGAGAUGCCAGCACCCACUUCAUCAACCCUCUAAAACAAGUCGGAAGCCCAGAAAAGAUGGUGGUUCAGUUCAUCGAGUGAUGUCUCGGGAAAUAUACAUCAAGUGGGGAGUUUUUGUCCCAGUUGGCUCAGCUCUGUGUAAAGGAUGUGAGGCUAAACAUCGAGUAUCUGUGGCAAAUGUAGAACCAGAAGUAGAACCAGCACCCAUGGAUACAGAGUCCGCUGUUGCCUCUUCCUCUGUUCAACCAGCCGACGCCUUAGAAAACCCAGCAGACGGGACAGAAGGGCAAUCUCUCAAGUCAGAUAUACAUGUAAAUGUAGGCCAUGAGGGAGGAGUUGGAGAUGUUCAGUAUCCAAUUAAGAUUCAAUCAGCAAGUGGUGGUGAAGGUGAUGGAUCUUCCUCUGAAACAGAUUUGCUUAUCAAGGGUCACCACUUUUUACCAGGGAAUGGUGGCUCGAGCCCUAGCACAGAGACUACUAGUGGGAAUAAUGAUGCUCGUGAUAUACUAGACAUCACGUGGGCCCCAACCCCAGCGCCAAAGAAUUUUGAGCUUGCCACGCUGAAUAGGUUUCUGCAGCAGGGAGGAUGUGCACCAGUAGAAGGCCAGCUCCAAACUGCAAUUGGUUAA
Molecule: messenger RNA, 913 nt
Organism: Lineus longissimus
Lineage: Eukaryota; Metazoa; Nemertea; Pilidiophora; Heteronemertea; Lineidae
Exons: 5
Coding region: 128-913 (261 amino acids)
Source: RefSeq, a predicted model, not a curated record